This is a messenger RNA of Ipomoea nil (Japanese morning glory), 1857 nucleotides long. RefSeq lists its product as uncharacterized. The coding region runs from base 92 to 1840 and encodes 582 amino acids. Gene Ontology annotation, molecular function: zinc ion binding. The record is from RefSeq and is a predicted model, not a curated record. The transcript has 2 exons. NCBI's taxonomy places the organism in Eukaryota, Viridiplantae, Streptophyta, Magnoliopsida, Solanales, Convolvulaceae.
GAAUGAGGAUGGGAAUGAGGUUCAAUCAAGGUACAAUGAUAAGUACCCUAAAUAUAACUCUAAAUCUGAUCCACCCUUUCUUGAAUUAGGCAUGUAUUUUGAUGAUAAUGUGCAGUUCAAACUUGCCAUGAUAAGUUAUGCUAUACACACCAAGAGGGAUUUAUUUUGGAAGAAGAAUGGUUUAAAGUAUGUUAGAGUGGAAUGUCUUGGAAAGGGGUGUGGAUUUCAUGUGAGUGCAGGGUGGGAGGAAAGAACAAAGUGUUUUCAAUUGAAAGCUAUUCAUUUAGAUCAUAAAUGCAACAGUCAAUUCACCUUAGGCAUUGUUAGUAAAAAAUGGUUAGAAUGGAAAUAUGAAGACAAGGUUAGGCAGAAUCCAACUAUUGGGUAUUCUGAGUUGAGCAAAGAUAUAAAGUCUGAGUUGAACCUCAAUGUCACUGUUAGUAUGUGCAGAAGGGCAAUUACUGGGAUUCUGAAGAAGCUUGACAUAGGGUAUGAGAGCCAGUUCAAAAGGAUUAGGGAUUAUGCACAAGAAUGCUUGAAUUCUAACCCAGGCUCUACUGUGAAGAUUCACACAACUAGCACUGUUCCUAAUUCACCCUUGGUAUUUCAGAGGAUAUAUGUGUGUUUUAAUGCAAUGAAGAAGGGUUUUCUAGGGGGUUGUAGGAAGUUUAUUGGUCUAGAUGGCUGCUUUCUGAAAGGUAAAUUGAAAGGUGAGAUCCUCUCAGCUGUGGGCAGAGAUGGGAACAAUCAAAUGUACCCAAUUGCCUGGGCUGUGGUAGAGAUUGAGAAUAACUCGUCAUGGAGCUGGUUUUUGAAUCUUUUGAAGACUGACUUGGAGAUUGAGGACAGCACUCAAUGGACUUUAAUGAGUGAUCAACAGAAGGGGUUAUCUACUGUAAUUCAGGAACUAUUCCCUGGUGUUGAGCACAGAAAUUGUGCUAGGCAUGUCCAUGCCAAUUGGAGUAAGACUCACAGAGGGAUGGUUCUAAAGGGACUGUUUUGGCAGAUUGCAAAGACCCCUAAUCAAGCACUACUUACAGAUAAGGUAAAAGCUUUACAGAAGGUAGAUGCUGCAGCUCUUCAUGAUCUCAAUAAGUAUCCUAUGAAAUUUUGGUGCAAAGCUUUUUUCAAAGAGGAAGUGCGAUGUGACAUGACAGACAAUAAUUUGAGUGAAGCAUUCAAUAAGACAUUGUUGGAUGCAAGGAGUAAGAAUAUCAUUCCAAUGCUAGAGGACAUAAGAGUUGCAAUGAUGAAGAGGGUUGCAAAGAAGAAAGCACUUGGUGAAAGAUGGAAUGGGAAUUAUGGCACUAUUAUUAUGAAGAAGUUGAAUGAAAACAUUAUUGGGAGUAAAGAUUGGGAGGUGGUUUUCAAUGGAGUUGAUGGAUAUGAGGUGAAAAAGGGAAGGUUUCAAUUCAAGGUCAAUUUAGAUUUGAGGACUUGUUCUUGUAGAAUGUGGCAAUUAACUGGUUUGCCAUGUCCUCAUUCCAUUUGUGCAAUAUUUCACAAGGGGGAUCAGCCAGAUCAGUACAUACAUAUAUGUUACAGUAAAGAGAUGUACAUGAAGACCUAUGAGCAUGUACUACAGCCCAUAAAUGGAGAACAAUUUUGGCCAAGGGCUGAAGGUGGUGAGUUACAUGCUCCAGUUCCAAGGAAGAUGACCGGCAGACCCAAGAAAAAAAGAAAGCUUGAACAUGAUGAAAAGAACAAGGAUAAAAACAAAAUAAGUGAAGAGGUUAGAAAGUUGUCAAGGAAGGGAAGGGUAAUGACCUGUCAGCUAUGCAAGGGGAAGGGGCACAACAAAAGAUAUUGUCCUACCCAACAAGGACAAGCUGGUGAUUGACUGUUUUGGCAGUGACU